Messenger RNA from Cheilinus undulatus (humphead wrasse), 2187 nucleotides. RefSeq lists its product as uncharacterized. Gene Ontology annotation, cellular component: membrane raft; external side of plasma membrane. Lineage: Eukaryota; Metazoa; Chordata; Actinopteri; Labriformes; Labridae. The record is from RefSeq and is a predicted model, not a curated record. The coding region runs from base 124 to 1083 and encodes 319 amino acids. The transcript has 7 exons. Gene Ontology annotation, molecular function: MHC class II protein binding; protein tyrosine kinase binding. Gene Ontology annotation, biological process: T cell activation; interleukin-15-mediated signaling pathway; positive regulation of ERK1 and ERK2 cascade.
GCUGUCAGUCUGAUCACUGAGGAGUCUGACUUUCAAAGGUCUACUUUAGAAGACGAACUCCACAUUUUGAUGUAAAGUUUUUGAGAUAAGUACAGCAGGAACUUUUGAGAGUAGAGAUUGAGAAUGAGGGGCAAGAUUCAUCAGAUCAGGAGGAUUAAAAUGCUUUUAUUUGGGAUGCUGAUGCUUCUCUGUACAGCUCCAUCAGCUGUAACUGGAGAUAAUACCGCCUCUGUCACUGUAGGAUGUUGGGAAAACGUCACUUUACCCUGUGGGAAUGUGAUCAAAAAUCAGCUGAACUGUUACUCUACUUCUUGGCUUUUCAGUUCUCAUUCCGGUGUCACAUCAGAAGAGCUGAUAACACAUGGAAAUAUAAGUUAUAGUAGGAUAGUUAAAGCUAAAUCAGAGAGACUACGUGUUAAAGAGGACUGUUCUCUGGCUAUAAAACAUGUCACACGUGAGGAUGUUGGACGUUACGCCUGCAGACAGUUCACACCAGGAGAGCAAGAUUCAGACGCUUUUGUGUUUCUGUCUGUUAUUAGCAUAUCUUCUCCAGCUUACACAGAUGACACAUCAAGAUUUUUCUGCAAUGUUUUCAGUUAUGGAGGCUGUGAACACACACUUCAGUGGUAUUAUAAAGGCAAUGAUAAAGAACUAUCAGUGACAUAUGGCACCUGCUCAGCCAUUGUGACAUUUACAACUCCUGCUGAGAGGUCAGACUAUGGUCGGCUGGUUUGUAAUGUGACGGAUAAGAAGAGUGGACAAACUCUGCAGUGUGACACUUUCUCUGAGUCAUGUCAGAAAUCAGAAUCAAAAGGAGACACGUCAUCAGAGAAACAAGGAAAAAUUCCUCCACUGUACCCCGAAACAUCAGGUCUCAUGCUCAGGUUUAUCAUUGUGUCUGUGGGAUUUGCAGCACUCAUUCUAGCUGUUGUGACUGUCAGCAUAUGGACCAGAAUCAAAGGAAACAAAACCCAGAUUGAUCCUGAUGCUGUACAGGACAAUGAAGAUUUUGGUUCAGUCGUCUAUGAGAACUGUGGAGGCCAUGAGGCUUCUGUCAGAAUCCAGAGAUCAAGAACUAAAUGAUCUGCAUGACCUUUAAAACAUGUACAAAACAAACAAUUUAAGAUUGUGUUUGUAAGCUUGAGAAAAGUUUCUAAUGUAUAGCUUUGCAGUUGUGUUCUUAACUCUUUAUGAAUGGUAGAAAAUGAAUGAAAAAAGAACUGUAUUAUUCAAAAAGUAGUGUUUCUUUUCUGCUCUUGUAAUAUUUUCCAAUCAAAUUGUAAUUCAGAAUUUUUUCCUUAGUCUGAAAUCGCAAAGAAUUUGAAUAUCCUACCAUAGAGAGAACAUAAUAUCAUCAACAGAUUCAGAGACAAGGCUGAAGGUCAAUACUGGAUGCUCUUUAUGUUCGGGCCCUCAGGGGCCACUGCAUUAAAAACAGACAUGAUUCUGUACUGAAAAUCACUGCAUGGGCUCAGGAACACUUCCAGAAAUCACUGACUGUUAACACAGUUCACUGUGCCAUCCAGAAAUGCUGCCAUCUUCUCAGGGCCAAAGGUCAUUCAAAAUAGACUGAGACAUGAUGGGAAAACUGUUCUGUGGUCACGUGGAUCAAAAUUUAACCUUUUUUUGGGGGGGGGGGGGGGGGACAAAACAAAAAACUAAAGAGGAGAGGGACCAUCCAGUUUGUUAUCAGAGCUCAGUUCUAAAUCCUGCAUCUCUGAUGGUAUGGGGUUACAUUGGUGUCUAUGGCGUGGGCAGCUUACACAUCUGGAAAGAAACUAUCAAUGCUGAGAAGCAGAGAGAGGUUUUAGAGCAACAUCUGCUCCUAUCUAGACAAUGUCUCUGUCAGGGAAGGCCUUGAUUAUUUAAAUACAAUUUGAAACCACAUACACUACCUGUCUGUAGUCCAGACCUUUCACCAAUAGAAAACAUUUGGAGCAUCAGAAAAGAAAAAAAUCCAUCAAAGAAGACCCAGGACUGUUGAUAAUCAAUGCAGCGAAAAUCCUACAUCAGACAAGAAUGGGACAACAUUCCUCUCCAAAACUCCAGCAACUGGAGGGGAUGCUACAGAAUGCUAAACAUGGUCCUGUCCCUGCUGUUUUGAGAUGCGUUGCUGCCAUCAAAUUUAAAGUGAGCUAAUAUUUGUCCUGAAAUGUUCAAAUGUCUGUUUCAACAUCUGAUAUGUUG